AAGAAAAUACAGUACGUCAUUUCCUGUUUGUAGCGGUGAAGAAGGCAAAAUGGAUGAGGCAAACUUGAAUGAUUUGGACGCUCGUCUUCAAACGCUGGAGAAACGAAUGUAUGGUGAACGCGCGCAGACUAAUAAACCAGUGAAGUGUGCUGAAUCCUUGACAAGAAUAAAUGCUGCCCUUGCAAACACAGCAAACAAGCGGGAACGUGUCAAGAUUCUUCACAAAAAAAUUGAAGAUCUGCUGAAGUAUUUAGAUCCACAGUUUACAGACUACAUUGCAUUGCCAGAUGCAAUAAAACUGGAGUUUAUUCUAGCAGAGGAGGACUUCCUUCGCAAACAGGCAGCAUUACUGGAGCAAGUUCAUAACCUACAGCCUUUGCUGGAUAGUCCACACAUUAAGGCUGUUCCAGAGCUCACAACCAAAGUGCAACGUCUGUCUCAAAUUCACAUCAGUCAGCAGGAUAAAAAUGAAGAGUUAUCUGCAGAAGUGAAAAGGCUGUUUGAAGAAUACAACAAAAUGAUGUUACUGCUGUCGAAACAAUUUACUCAGUGGGAUGAAACCCUGCGGAAACUGGAAGCACCCAAACAAGUCCAGAUAAUUGAGUAAUGGAGCGUUGCCUAAUUUCACACUAACUUAAUGUUUUCCUUUUUCAUUAAAGUUUGUAUAUAAGUUUCAUAA
Molecule: messenger RNA, 679 nt
Organism: Trichomycterus rosablanca
Lineage: Eukaryota; Metazoa; Chordata; Actinopteri; Siluriformes; Trichomycteridae
Gene: dctn3
Product: dynactin 3 (p22)
Exons: 7
Coding region: 50-607 (185 amino acids)
Biological process (GO): cytoskeleton-dependent cytokinesis
Cellular component (GO): dynactin complex
Source: RefSeq, a predicted model, not a curated record